AUGACUGGUAAGCAAAAAAUGGUGGCUGCUGGUAGCAACAGAGGUGGGAAGGUUGCAGUACAAUGCCAACUCAGCAUAUUUUUUUUAAAAGGUUAUCAGUAGUGUCAGGGAACUGACAUCGGAGCCAGAGGCGGAGGCAAGGCUCCCAAGCGAUGCCGGAGAAGGGCCCAGCAGGGGGAGAGGCGGCUCACCAGCUGGGGAAGGAAAUCAGUGUAACACCAGGGAUAAAGGGGGGCAGAUGGGGGAAUCGGCGAGGGGGUUCCGGGACUCCUCGCCGGAGAUCAGCGAGGAGAGCACGGGUCCUCCGCUACCCACGCCCUCCCGCGCAGGGAGAGUAGGAGGAGACUUGGAGUCAAACAACUUUUAUGCUGGAAAAGGUUUAAGAAACGCCCACUGACGGAUUCUGCUAGCAACUGAACAGCCACGAAGUAUAGGGCUGUCCAGACAGAAAAGGUUUAACAAGGCAAACUAGCCAGGAGUGGCACCAACUUGCGCACGAGUAACCCCCAUUUAUUACAAGUAGCACCUGUACACUUUAGUUAAGGGAUAGUUUAGGGGCGUUGGGAGUCCUGCACCAUGUGGAAAGCCACAGGUUCCUCCUCUGCUAUUUCAGGUAUAUGACUCCACUCACUAUGGGUGCUACUACUUACAGCAGUGGCAUGCAUUAGCCUUCCACUGAAUAUUUCUUUCCCAGAACAUAUGUGAGCUCAUCUUUCUAACUUUCUCUCUGUUGAUUCUCCACAAUAGUCCUUACCUAUCCUCCCUGCAAUUCUCCUUCCAUCUAUGUAUGCUUCAAUGAUGAGUUCCAUCUUUUCCCACCACAACCAGUGUUUAUAUGUAAGAACUUCGAAACAUUAUGAAAUUACAUGCCAGCAAUAAACGGGCAGCAAAGCAGUCAAAUCCCUAGCUGUAAAAACACCCGUUAAUAAGAUAAUUUUAAAGAAAAGACACUCUGCAAGUCAUCAUUCUAAAUUUCAGCAACUUUUACUUCAUACAGUUAAAACUGGAAUUAACUUUAUACUGCUUAUAAUUAUUAUAACUUACAAAGGGUUGGAUCCAGACUUGCUGUUCUAUGUUGAGAAGGGCUCCUUCCAUCAGCCAAAGUACCUCAGAUCCAGGUGAGGCUCUUCUGAACAGGAAGAAGCAAUUUUUGCUGAUUUCUCCUUCUCCUGCUGGCCAACUCCAUUGCUGCUCUAGAGGAUCCCCAACUUUAUGGAACAGAUUUAGGAGCGGGGGCAGAGGGAACCAGCAAAAAUCAUAUCUUCCCUCCCCAUUUAGUGGAAUUCUGUUCCAGGCAGAAAUCAGUAAAAUGUAGAUUGGGGGAGGGGGUUAAGAAUAAAUAAAAAACCAUCAAUUUCAGGCAGAACUGUAACUGCUUCCUGAAGCCACUUCUGUUCAGCUGCAGCUAUGAGUAGAGUGUGGUCAUACAAAAUAUUUUGAAGAAGUGUUACUUUUAAGCAUCAGUCAUAGGGGAAUUUCCCACCCUUUAGACUGUUGGAAACAUGACAAUAUUACAGACUUAGCCCAAGACAAGGGAUCUGGGGUGGUAUCUGACUGAGCAGACACAGCAUUAUUGCUGCAGUGAGGUGGGGCACCUUCUGUCGCAGCCAUCUGAGAAAUGCUAUGUGGCAACAGAUACUAUUUGAAAUAGAUAAAGUUCUUGGAAUUUAUAGCACUCACAGGGUGAAAGCCAAUGUAGCGCUAAAUGAAUGUUCUCUCAGUGUAAAGAUUUCUGCUUGUACAAUUAAUAUUCUCCCUUUCUUCUCCUCUGUACCCCCAAUCUCUUAAGGAGAUUUGGAGAGCGUGCAAGGCACACACAGGGGCAGGAGAUGGAGGGAAAAUCCAGUUGCACAAGCAGGAAUCCUUGCAGUAAUAAUACUGCCCAGAAUUUGUUUGGCUGCAUGUGUGCGGAGGUAGGGUAUUGGAGGUAGUUCUUUGUUUGUUUGCUUCCUGCAGUAGCCUUUUGUAUGGUCUAUAGAGCACAUCUGUUUUUGGGAAUCUACUUCUGCAUGUAGAACAUUAUCACUGGAUCAGAGGAUGACACACACACAAAAUAAUUUUCUUCAUAUCAAUUUAAUUUACUUUUGGGCAACUCUGGGCAAAACAAACAAUAACAAUAGAAACGGUAUAAGACAUUAGUAGGAAUUUUAUUAUUAUAGGGUGCAUGCCAAACCAAAUUUCUUGAGACAGAUUUGUAAGUUUUAAGAAUAUUGAAUGAGAUUUUUUUUUAAAAAAAAAGUGCAACACAUAUUCUCACUUUAGGGACUUAAGGUUCUUGAAUGUUUCCAAUACCCUUUUAAAAGCUUUCAAACAUCCUUGUCUCCUAAAAGGGUAUUUACUAUUUGUUAAUUCCCACAAGGCAUUUUCACACACUUCAUGAGUAAGUGGCUCGCCCCUCGCCCCCCCCCACGCACACCACACACACUUUUUACUAUGUUAACAUCCACAACGAAAGCCAAAGGAAUUUGCAGACCUUUGUGCAUUCCAUGUCAUAUUACUUGGGGCUGGAAUGCUGUGUCACAACCUGGGUGGCUUAGAGUAAAAUAAUGCAUUUCUUUCCCCCUUAAUAUUUGGAAUCCACACAUUUUCUAACAGAUCAUUUAUUCUCAGUAAUUCACAUUUUAUCAUAGCAAAUAUUUUAUAACAGAUGCUUUCCUUAUUCUGUGCUUGCUCACUGUCAUAACACUGCUAGUUUAUGAAGCAAGAUUAUUCCUGCUUCCUGGAUGUAGCUGGGUUGCUUCCACACUACUCAUUUCCCCUGGAAUGGCAGCCAAACUUCAUGUAAUGCUAAGGGCACAAUAUCUCUUUCAGAAAUAGUGUGUGAGUAGGAUCUGGAUUGGGACUCUAAAAUAGAUGUGCAGGAGGGCUCUAGCCUUUGCCCCCUACUGCUGCUGAUUUGUAUGAGGCCCUCACUUUUCUGCAAUUUGCAUGAGGAAAAGUUCCCAUUUGCUUCUGUGGGAGCUCCUUUUUUGCAAUGCAAAUUGCAUAGGUCUAAGAUUUAAAGAUGCAGGUGGUGCUGUGGUCUAAACCACUGAGCCUCUCAGACUUGCCGGUCAGAAGGUUGGCGGUUCGAGUUCCUGCAACAGGGUGAGCUCCUGUUGCUCGGUCCCAGCUCCUGCCAACCUAGCAGUUCAAAAGCACAUCAAAGUGCAAGUAGAUAAAUAGGUACCACUCCGGCGGGAAGAUAGACGGUGUUUCCGUGCGCUGCUAUGGUUCACCAGAAGCGGCUUAGUCAUGCUGGCCGCAUGACCCGGAAGAUGUCUGCUGACAAACGCUGGCUCCCUUGGCCUGUAAAGCGAGAUGAGCACCACAACCCCUGAGUCAUUCGUGACUGGACUUAACUGUUAGGGGUCCUUUACCUUUUAAAGAUUUAAAGCUCCCCGAUACCCCACUCCUAAACACUGGCCAGAAUCUCCCCUCCCCCAUUUCUUGGGGGGGAAACCAAGUUAAGGGCAAAACACUUGAUCAACAUCACAUGUAGUUUGGCUCUCUUUCACUCAGUUAUUAUGGGGAAUUCAGAUGUCGUCACUGACAAACUGCUGCAUCCCCAUGUUUUCUAUAUUGUACUCCAAUCAAGACCUGGUUUGAGUCAUUAAUCUGGCUUGCUCAGUGGGUAGACAGGUCCUUGAGACUGUUAUUGAUGCCCACCCACCUGCAUUGCUGGCUUGCCUCAUUUUGGUGUUGCUUGAAGCUGGCCCUUAUAAUCACUCAUAAGUUGCAUCCACCCCGUACAUUUAAAGAACAUGGCUUCCUCCAAAGAAUCCUGGGAACUGUAGUUUGUUAAGGAUGCUGGGGAUUGUAGCUCUGUGAGGGGUACUGUUUGGGGGAAGUUAUGUACUUAAAAUGUAUGAGGUGAAUGUAGUCUAAGCAAGUGUGUUUUUGAUUUAUUUUAAAUUUAAAAUAAAUAUUUUUAAUAAAGAUAAAAUAAACAAGCAAGUAAGCUCCCAUGGAAAUGAACAGGCUGAUAAAACAUAUUUGGGAUAAUUUUGUAAUAAAGGUCUAAAUUCAAAGACUUGGUCAAAGGGGAAAAGGCAGACAUCCCCUGGGUAUGCCCCCAAGGCCUUGAGUUUAUCUAAAGUAAAUUGUUAGACCCCUGGCAAAAAUCUUGUACUGUCGGGCUGUCCGAAAACAGAACAACAUAUAAAGCACACCAUUAAAUUGUUCCAGAGUUAUAAGAAACAGGCCAGGUUAAAAAUAGAUGAAUUAUACAUUUCAAAAGGCCUAAAAAGAAGGGCUGUUGCAAUAUUUUGGCUUUUAUCUCUGGCUUUAAGAGGCAGGAAGCCAUUGACAAUUACAUGUAGCUUGCUCUACCCAAGAAAACAGUAAAUCCACUUUCCCACAGUUGUGUCUUAUGCUCCCUCUAGUGUUUAUUUUUGGAUGUAAGCACAGGCAGGCUGGAGAGGAAAAUCCUGGAGUCUAAUCACAACAUGUCCCAUUAAUAGGAUUAAGUACCUUGUCAUUAGAUAAGUAGUACAUGGCAAAAUCUGUGACACUCAUGGAAAUUAGAACAGCAUCCUGCCUUGGUCUUCCCUGAAGCUUGAAAGAGGUUUGCAAGAAGACGCAUCAGAAUUUGUGGUAAAUAUCACAUCUUGUUGGUUCUAUUACUAAACAGCAUCUUUUUUCCCCAUAAAAUGUGCUGGCCACCUGCUAUUGCUGGGCCUACAAAUAUAAAAUCCAUGACCUACAUUUGUAGGUCUGAAUUGUAACUGAUUUUAUUACUAUUCAUUUGAUAUCACUACACCUUCUAAAAAAUAAAUAAAUAAAAACCUAGGUACAAUUACUUGAAAAGAAAAGGAGAAGAAACUAAUACAAAACUUUAUUUUUUUUGCUUAGUAAAACAAGAAUUGUGUGGUAUAUAUUAAUAAUAUAUUGCAAAAAGUGAAAUAUUUUACAAAAUGUAAAAGGGAACAUUAUGACUUGGGCAGGCAAGAUCCAGCCAAAGUCAAGCGGUUUAAAUUCACCCUUGAUAUCAGUGGGAAAAUUAAGCAUGUGCAUAAAUUUCCUGACCUGGAAUGAAUGGGACUGAAAGGUGUUUUAUUAGACUCCAGAGCAUAUAGUGGAGAAGGUGGGAGAAAAAAUAUAUGUGUUUUAGUCAUUAACUUCAAUAGGAAGUUGAUUACACUGGAUACAUUUUCAUUGAUACUGAUACCCCACACAUAUUACAUGUUCUGCAUUAUUUUAAAUAACACCGAAAACAGCUUUAGACCGUGGAAAAGCUAGUUAUUUUCAGGAGAGUUAAUGAAUCCCAUUUUAACAUGUAUAUUAUUUGCAAAAUCAUCUCUGCUUAGCAAAAUGGGAACACUUUUGGUUUUAAUUUUUACACUUCCUGAAGCAGCGAAAGAAUGGAAAAGGUUUUCAUUAAAAGUUAAUAUAUAUUAUUGGGAGGGGGGGAGAAGAGGAGACACUUUGAUACAAAAUGUCAGGUUUAGCAUCAUUUGAAACAUUGCCACAAUGUUGUUGCACUGCGUGUUUCCACUGUUAUAAGAUAUUGUUACAUACUAAAGCAUUUUACUACUGGCAGAAGCAGUCUUAAAACUGGGCCAUUCUUUGAAGAAUUUGUUGUUGUUGUUUUUUACAAAAUGCUGGGGGGGAAUAUAUAUUAUCAUCGCAGUAAGAAAAUACUAAAUGCACAAUAUUUCUAAAUUACCGCAUUUUUCGCUCUAUAAGACGCACCAGACUACAAGACGCACCUAGGUUUUGGAGGAGGAAAACAAGAAAAAAAAUAUUCUGAAUCCCAGAAGCCAGAACAGCAAGAGGGAUCGCUGUGCAGUGAAAGCAGCAAUCCCUCUUGCUGUUCUGGCUUCUGGGAUAGCUGCGCAGCCUGCAUUCACUCCCUAAGACACACACACAUUUCCCCUUACUUUUUAGGAGGGAAAAAGUGAGUCUUAUAGAGCAAAAAAACCGGUAAUCUUCCUAGCUGUCUGAGAUGUAUCUGAAAACCAACUCAUUAACCUUUUGUAUUGUACUCAUUCCUAAUGCAGAAAACAUGAAGAAAACACUGUUCUUAAUAACGUACUUAUUAUGUCUGAGGGGACAUCAGUGUGCACCUACUGUGGAGGGAGACAUAAAUUUUGUGGAAAACCUGAAAGGUAUGUACAUGUUAAACCUCUGUGCUGGCCACUAUAUUUCUGAAUAGACAAGUGAAUAAAGAAGCCUCGUUUGAACCUGGGAACUUCCUACCUCUUUGCUAGGGAGACAUUUUCAAGAUCACUGUAAACAGAUUAGCUAUCGCUUAAUCCCAUUUUACUGUCCUGCUGUAAUAAAUGUGAGCAUUCUAGUCCAUGCUGGUAAUUGCAAAUAUAACACCACAACAUGUUAACCAUUCUACACUAAUUGACAUGGACCACCAAGAUAUAUGGAUUAUAAAAUGAUUAGUAUCACUUCUAGAUCAAAUAAAUAGGGCAAUAAUACUAUUCUGUGCAUAUAGACUCAGAGGUAAACUCCACUGAGUUCAAUAGGACUUGGCUUUCCUGUCAGUCUGAAUUGCCUAGAGCCUAAAUUAAUGGGAAAUCAGCAAAACUCUUGGUUGGUCGUAAGCCCUCUGUAUGGAAUUAGUUACCUCAGUUAUCAAUCUGAUGGUUUCUGGGGCUAUUUUUAUUGCAAAGCCUGAUUUUAAAAGGACCAAGUCAUUUAAAAAAAUCAACAAGAGAAUCUGCAGUGAUAUUAACAUAGUCUGUUCAGUAACUAACAGUACAGUAAUUCUAUACAGUAACAAGAUGGCCUGGCUGAAUUGCUCAUGAAAUCCGUUGGCUUUUUGCCAUUGGGAAUAAUGCCAAGAUGCCUACAUUAUUUUGACAAAAUGUGUUGACACUUGUAUGAAAUAUAGUUUAUAUGAUGAGCAUUCUGUAACUUUAUUUGAAAAUUAAGGUUCAGUAAGUUGAAACAUAUGAUUGCUGAAAAGCAUAAACUGCGUAUGAUUAACAGGAGAUUCUAGUCCAGAUUAUCUGUUUGUAUACACAUUGAGGACAGAAGCAGAAAGACCCAGUAUUAUUAUUAUUUUUCUAAGUAGCAUGUGUUAAUUGUAAUUCAGCACCUAGGCCACAAUUUAAGGGAUUGUUCGUUAAAAUUAUUACUACUAAUAAUAAUAUGGCGUUUCCCCUCAGUUUUAUCUGAAGUUGGAGAGAAAUAUGUAGAUGAAGAGGUAAAGAAUGCACUGAUUGGCAUUAAACAGAUGAAAAUUAUGAUGGAAAGAAAUGAAGUCAAGCACACUGAUCUGAUGAAAACUUUAAAGAAGAGCAGUGAAGAAAAAGAGGUGAAUUUAGUCAUCACAGUUUUAGACCUGGAGUGACUCAAAUGUAUGACAUAACUGUUUUCAAUGCUGGGACAAAGGGUAUGACCCUUUUUUGAAUGCUGUUUUGUUACUUAAAUGGAGAUGUGAUAAAAUGGCAAUCUUUCUAAAUCAGAUAAUUGAAGCUUGGCGAAUAAGCACUCCGAGUCACAAAACAUGGGCCUUAAAGGAAUGCAGCACUCUAGUUUUCAGAACGUUACCUUGGACAACCUCCACAUAGAAUAAGUUGCUCAAAGAAAUAAACAUUUGAGCUAUAUGAUAACUACAUAUUUUGCUGCACGUGAGAGAGAGAAAUGUUUUUCAUGUGCCCAAACCAUUGUAAGUCAGUGCUUGUUUAUUAGGGUGGUUAGGAAUGUUGAAUAAAUGCAGCACUUUGUUAUUAAAAACAAUAUUGUUCAAAAUUCCUUGUGCAUUAAUCCCUUUAAAAGGAAGCAUGCAUGUUUUCUAGGAAAUCCUCUCCAAACGAUAAUAAAUUGCCAGGAGUCCCUAGUAUCUAUUUUGGAAUAAAAACAAGAGAUGAGUGCCAUAUGGUAUGAAGCUGAGGUUUGCUUACCUGAAACUGUUCGUACAGCUGUGGUUAAGAAGUAAUCACUCUCUAGAAUUGGAACACAACCAUGCUAAGGUGCUCCCCUAGCGGGACCAUGGAAAUGGAGGGAAGGAGAUUUCAGAGUCUUCAGGAAGACUAACAACAAGAAAAACAAAUGCCUUGGACUCAGGGAGUUAAUGUGCCUUACCAUGUUCAUCUUCUGAGACACAAACAAGUCUCUACUGUCAGCUAUACCCUUCUGCUAUCAAAUCCAGGAGGGGCUGGACAGCUGUUCCUAUAGUAUCACUGCUCAAAGGAGUAGCUGAGGUUGUGAUUUGCCCCUGGUGCCAGCUCUAUCGAGAAGAGCUGUCAACCAGUGGUAGAACACAUGCUUUUCAUGUUCCAUGUCCAUUCCCCAGGAUCUGCAAGUAGAGCUGGGAAAGAUUCCUGCCUGAAGACCUGUUGCCAAUCAGGGUUGCAGAUAACUCUGAGUUAAAUGUACCAGUGAGCUGACUCAUAUGGCAGUUUCAUGUGCUCAUAUGGCAUGGUGAUGGUGGUGGUGGGGUUAAUGGAAGGGGGAUAAACGGAGGGGAGAUAGCCUUGCUUUUGUGGUGCCUCCCCACAGGUCAUUGUGUUGCAAGAUCCCACCUGAUUUACCAUGUAUUUCUGUGUAUAAGACUAGGUUUCCCCCCUCAAAAAUAAUAUAAAAAAUUAGGGCGCGUCUUAUACACGGAUAGUCUCUUCCCCCAUUUUCUUAAAUCUGAGUCCCCCAAAACAGGGGGCGUCUUAUACAUGGGGGCGUCUUAUAGACGGAAAAAUACGGUAUAUGCUUGUUAGGCAGGCACAAAGGAAGCUGCCUUAUCCAGAGUCAAACCAAUAGUUCAUCUUUCUCAGUAUUGUGGAUGCUGACUGGCAAAGGAUCUCCAGGGUUUCAGGAAGGAGGCUCUCCCACCCUGCCAGGCAUUGAACCUGAGAUCUUCUGCAUGCAAGGCAGAUGUUCUACCACUGAGCUAUGGCCCUUCCCCAUGAUCUAGUUGUUGACUGAAGCAGGGGGGGAAAUAUGACUGGCACUAUCCUUGAACACAGAAAUGCAGAAAUCUUAACUUGAGGAUUAUUAAGCACAAACAUUGAAUGUGCCCGAAAGUGGAUUUCUGUUUCAGCAGGGGACACAGCAAUUCUGUAGAAAUAAUGUAUAACUAAGGCCAGUUUUCAAAACGCUGACGUGUAUUCUGAAUUAAGUAACUUUGUGAUCCAUAAGUUAUAACCAAUUCCUUAAUUAGGAAGCUCUAAGACUUAUGAAUGAGGUCAAAGAAAGACUGGAAGACGAAGAGCAAAUAUGCCAGGGGUCUCUGAAGAAUUUAUGGGACGAGUGCCAAUCUUGUCUAGAAAGUAACUGCAUGAGAUUUUAUACCACCUGCCGCCAUGGCUUCUCCACAUUUACAAGUAAGGUAAGAGGCAUGUGAGGGGAAGCAGCAUAACUGUAUAUAGUAUGUAUUCUGCUAAAAGCUAGGGCUGUGUGCAUGCCAUCAUCUUGAGAACCCACAGAGAAAAAAGGAGUAGAGUUGAAAUCGCAGCUUUCUCCAGCUUUAUUUUUAUUUUAUUCAGCAUCUUCAAAAGUCAGAGGUGGAGCUUUAGUGCAUCACAUAACCCUUUGCUCUUUGUUUUGAUCAGCAAAAGCAGAUUAAAAUAUAAUCAAGAUGCACGCAAAUUUUGCCUGGGUUCAUAAAUUAUAGGAGCCACACAGCUUUUCUUGGUGUAGAAUCUGAGUUACCUUGUUGCAAAGUAUUGAUCAGAGGGUUUGACAGUGUCGAAACAGCUCCUUCAUCCCAUAAUCCUAAACAAAAGGAGAGUAAAAUUGGUUGGGCACAGUGGGACUUGCUUCCAAAUAAACAUAGGAUAGCACUGUAUAUCCCACGGACUGCCACCUACCCUAAGUUGGAUCAGAAUUUUCAAUAAUGAUACUCAUUGUCCAAGUAAGACGCUUGAUUUUCUGGUCCUUGGUUAAUUUGAAAGAUAAUACUUGCUUUUGUGCAUUUCAUUUUAAGGUUAAAUGAAUACAGCUGCCAUGACAUAUUAGAGUAUGGCGUCUCAGCAUAAUUCAGUUAAUAUGGAAAAUUUGCAUUUCAAAAAGUUUGGGGUGCUUCCAUGCAUGUGCUUUCGAAACAUUCCUUUGCACCAAUUACCAAAGGAUGAGAAUUGGACAAUUUGCUGACAGGAACUAUUUUCUAUCCACACGCAGGUUGAAGAUUUUUUCAAAAGAUUGACUCCAUUAUCACUUCCUGUUUAUGAGCUUCAAGAGCAAGAUCUCCAGUUUAAGAAAAAACCUGGAGAAGAGGAUGCCCAGCUGGCACAAAUGGAACACUUGUUCAACCAGCUGUUAUCUGACGUGGGCACAAUCUUUGAAAAAAGCUUUGUUUUUUUCAAACGGAUGCAAAAAGAAUUUGAUCAGUCUUUCCAAAUGUAUUUCAUGUCUGAUCCAGACUUGACGGAGCCCUACUUUUUGCCAGCUUUUUCUGAGGUAACUGUAAGAAACCCCAUUCCCCCUAAAGACUGGGAGGCACCAGGCUUCCUCCAACUAGUUUUUGACUUCAGCAAAACUGUCCUGGAAGGUGUUGGUGAAGUGAUUACUGAGGUAUUUGAAGAAUACCGAGAGACUGCAAGAGACAUGGCAGAACAACUUAAAGGCAAGUUGUAAAACUCGCAUUUUAAUAUCAGUAGCAUUGAACCUUUACUGUAGUUUUUUGCAUUUUUAGGAGCAUAUCGAUUCAGGCUGGUGUAAAUCACUGCAAUGCUAUUGUAAUAUAUUUUAUAAUGUUGUUGUUGUUGUUGUUUAUUGCAUUUACAUCCCACCUUUUUCGCCAAGGGUCUCAAGGUGGUGUACAUCAUUCUCUCCCUCAUUAUUUAAUCCCAACAGCUGCUGUAUGAGGUAGAUUAGGCUUCAAGUUAGUGACAGGCCCAAGAUCAUACAGUGAUAUUCAUGGCCAAGUGGGGUUUGGAUCCUGGUCUCCCAGGUCUUAGUCCAACACUCUAACCCAUAGGUAGGCAAACUAAGGCCUGGGGGCCGGAUCUGGCCCAAUCGCCUUCUUAAUCUGGCCCGCUGAAAAAGGUUGCUGACCCCUGCUCUAAUCACUACACCACACUGGCUAUCCAAAAAGCAGCAAUUGUAUUCACUGGAUUGAUUUCUAUUCCGGUCAGGGGAUGAACAAACUUGAUUUCCCAUCCACCUCAUUUUAGGUUACUGACAGUUCCCUAUGCAAACAUCAUCAGACUGCCACUCUCAGCCUCAUAAAUAUGUCUGCUGCUUUUAAGAUGGUUGUUUCAUGUCUACUUUGAUGUUUAAACCACUCAAGAUCAUAUUUUACUUAAUUAGAUCUAUGUUAUCGUUAAUGUAGUGUACCAUGUGUAUUGUUAAUAUUGUAUGCAUGUUUACUCUAGAUUCUGAUGGAAGUGGAAUGUUCUCUAAGAACAUGGCCGACCAUGAGAGAACUCCGUGCAAUAAGCUGCGUCAGAAUUCAUCGGGAUGCCCUCAAUUUCAUGAUAGAUGCCAAAAAUGUCAGGAUCAUUUUAUGCGAGGUAAAUAACGGCCCUGUUCAUCACCAACGAUACUACUGUCAAUUUCUGUUUUGCAAAAUAGUCAUAACUAUUUAGAUUUAAUUGCUGAUGAAAUGGUUUUGAGAAGCCACAAAAACUGAGUCAAAUGAUUCAGUAAAACUUUCCUAAGGACAGAAUAUAUUGUAGUAGGUGUUUUUACUUGCUAUAGUAAAACCAGGGUUAAUAUCAACUACAUACAUGUCCAAAACUACAUACUGAUAAGCCCACAACAGAAUCCAGCUGCAUAGACACUGUUCUGCCACUUAAGACUUUUUAUAACAAUUUUGAGAAUAGGUACUUCUAUAGAUUGAUAAGCAAUUACACUUUUUAAAAAUAUAUGAAUUUUUAAGAAUGUUUCUUAAAUUUCUUUAGGAAGUUUUCUACAUUUUGUUUGAUUCCUAUAGUUUGCCCCGAUGUUCCUGAACUACAUACAAAGUAUGAUGAUGCCUCUAAGCUGGUGAACAUCUCUGGUGAGCAAUACCAACAGAUUCUCCAGAUGGUCAAACGUCACACAGAAGACACAGCCUACCUGUUGAAUAAAAUGAAAGAAAGAUUUGGCUGGGUGUCCGAACUUUCCAACAUGACUAUUGGACCAGAAAACAUUUUCAAUAUAGUAAAGGUAAAUGCCACCCAUUAAAAUGCCACUGCACAAUGAUCUCUCUGUUCUGUUUCACUGAUAUUUAUUGCUUCAGUACUGCCUAGGGAAAAUGUGUGUGUGUUAUUUUUGUUCUUUAAAAUACUAAGCUCUUGUGGAGGUAGAUUUUAAGUAUACUUGAUAAUCCCUUGAUGAUCUGAAACUCCAGAGCUUAGACACUAGCCUACUCUAAAUCCUUUUAGUGUGAUGAUGGUUAACUGACCUGUAUCACCAUCUGACAGCAAUGAAAUGGCACAAACUGGUUUGAAUUUCUGUAAAUUACUUUUCAAGAAGAAGAGAGUUUUGCUAGCAUCUGACAGGCAUCUUCUUUAGAUCAAUAUAACAAAAACAUAGCUCAGGGCAAAGGGAAUGUUAUAAUCCUUCAGGCACACAGGGUACAAGUCAUGCAGUGCCUCCAGUAAUUUUCCAAAAGGUGUUCUGGAAAAAAAUUCAAGUUCUCACUUGCACUGAAAAUUAUAAAGGAAAGAUAAAUUAUGCUAUAUUGCAUACAAUUUUACAUAGUACCCCAGGGUGACUUAAGAAGGAAAAAAAAAACAGUUGUUGAGAAUUUGUUUUGUAAUCCAUGGAUGAGGAAUUGGCAUUACCAAGACCAGGAGUCUAGGAGGUAUUGCUUCUGGUUGUGCCCAUCUGGGAACUCAGUGCAGAACCAACAUAUGCUGAAGGGUUCAGGAGGUGCAACUGCUGUAGUCUCUGGAAAUUCAUAUUUUUCUCUCCAGGACUCCUGGCUGCUUGAGUACCAGUUUGGAGAAUCUGUACCUUAAUUGGGCUCUGGGAACAGACAAAUUUCUGCUGCUAAAAAUUGUUUAACGCUGCAUUCUACUGUUUAUAUUGAUGCCUUUAAGUUUUGAUGCCUUUAAUUACGGUAAUAAGGGUAUUUAUAUACUGCUUAAUAAUAACAUAUAAUGCAUUGUAUUGUAUACUUUAUUUUACUCUUUUAUUUUUGCAAGCUCCCCCCCCCUCCCCAGAACAUAUGCUGAUGGGUAGCUCCAUGAAUAUGGCAAAUGAAAUAAAGAAAAGAAAUAACUAAAAUGUGGACAAUAUAUUAUCAAAUAUUAUUGAAACUAUGCCCCAAAUUGCUAGCUUUUUUCUGGGCCUCUGCAUCCCUAAUAGCUACCAUCAAACAGUUAGAAAUGUAUUUCCCAUCAUCAAAAUAAUGAUGAUGAUGAUGAUGAUGAUGAUAAACAAAACCAAAUCAAACAAUACAAUUUUAGAUUGUAUUUGAUUAAUAAACUAAUUUAAGAGUGGCACUUUAAUAUUCCUCCCCUUAAAACUGAGAAGUUCAAAAAAUGAUGGUGUGUCUUGAGGUGCCAUAUUCUCAUAUGUUGCUUGGUUCUCCUUCAGGUGUCAUCAAGUGUCAAAGGAGGUGAAGCUGCCAGUCCAAAUGAAACUGUCGUAGAUGUGAAUAUUUUGACUUCACCUACUUUUACUGUCAAGGUUCCCCAAGAUCUGGACACUGAGAGUUCAGAAUUCAUUGAAUAUGUAGCAGGGAAGGCUUUACAGCUUUACAAAAAGAAUUUCUAG
Messenger RNA from Podarcis lilfordi (Lilford's wall lizard), 13581 nucleotides. The record is from the annotation of a GenBank genome assembly. NCBI's taxonomy places the organism in Eukaryota, Metazoa, Chordata, Lepidosauria, Squamata, Lacertidae.